CCGUCAUGCGCAGGGGUUUGAGACGGGAAGCGCGUGAGAUCUCGCGAUACUCGCAGCGGAGCACGAGCAGUACGGACUGAGUGUGAUGUUCCACUGAAAGCUGCUUAGUCGAGCGUUUGACGCUUCCUUGAGCGGCGCGAGCUAUCGAAUCCGAAUUAUCAGCAUGAAUUGUAAGUAACCGCAUCCUGUUGUACGAAAAUGUCAGUAAUGGAGGUGAAUUCGGGCUGUCCGUCACCUAAAGAAGAGGGUGAGCUGGAGGACGGGGAAAUCUUCGACGACGAGCCGCAGAGGCAGCGGCAGAACGCGCGGCCUCCGCGACGCGCCCGCCCCAGCCGACCCAUGAUGAACAAGAGAGCGCGUUUACCGGGACCCAUGCUCAACAACAGCGCCCCGGUGCCGCUGAGGGCCGUUCACCCGCCCUUCCCCUCCGGCCUCCGGCAGGCGUUCGACUCCGCGCCGCGCUCCGGCUUCUGGGAGCGCAGUCACGGCGCGCUGGGCCGCUUCAGAUAUCGCGCUAACAGAGCGUCGGACUGGACGCGAGACUGGACGGAGCGAUUCGCCGAGAAUCACAUAUUAAAAACACACACCCCAAUAAUGAAACGAAACCAUACACACUGCAAACGCACUACAGUAAAAACACAGAAGCGCCUCUCAGAGAAAGCAGGCAGCAGAUGUCAGACGCGGAGGGUGGUGACCAGCGUCCCUAAAGCCGAGACCAUGGACGAGAGCUUCGAGGAUCUGCUGCUGAAGUACAAACAGAUCCAGCUGGAGCUGGAAUGCAUCCGGAAGGAGGAGCGGAUGGCCCUGAAAGAGGAGGACGAGCCUGCUGCUGACCCGGUCCCGCCGCCCGAGGCGCCCGAGGAGCCCGUCUCUGCUGUGAAGGAGGAGAAGAAAGUGUUCCAGGCGUUCAACAUCAGACCGCUCAGACAGAAGCUGCUGACGCCCACCGAUCGAGACGCUCUCAACAGUAGAGCCGCACAGGAAGUGCCGAGACCAGACGGGGACGGAGGGGAGAAGGACGGCAAUCAAGAUGACGCUGUAAAUGACGAGGAGUCCGAGCCAGACCUCAACAUCUCUGCAGUGAGUGACGAGACUCCAGUCGUCCGCAAGAAGGAGGACGAGGACGACCUGUCGGAGCUGCAGCUGCGUCUCCUGGCUCUGCAGUCGGCCAGCAGGAAGUGGCAGCAGAAGGAGCAGCAGGUGCUGAAGGAGAGCAAGGAGAAGAUCACCAAAGCUGUUAAAGUGCCUCAGGACAAGAGCGAGUCUGCGUGCGACAGGAACAAGAUGAGCGCAAACAGAGGAAACGCUGUGUGCAGGCUGCAGGAGAGAGCGAGACCUGCCAAACCUGUCCCGGACAAGAGCAGGGCGAGGAAACCGGCCCACCUGACCAAGCAGGCGUGGAGGAAACAGCAGCUGCGCACGUGGAAACUGCAGCAGCAGAGACAGCAAGAGGAGCAGAGGAACAAGCAGGAGGAAGAGGAGGAGAGGAGGAAGAGAGAGGACGAGAUUCGGAAGAUCAGAGACCUGUCCAAUCAGGACGAGCAGUACAACCGCUUCAUGAAGCUGGUGGGCUCCAAACAUCGCUCCCGCAGCAAGUCUUCGGAUGCUGAUCAGAGGAAACUGGUCAAGCAGAGUCUGGACACGUCGGGGAAUCUCUACCAGUACGAUAACUACGACGAGGUGGCUAUGGACACGGACAGCGAAACCAACUCGCCAGCCACGUCACCGACACACGACGCGCUGCCUGUGUUUCCUCUGGAAUCCACACCUCUCAGACAGUGGAAAUGUCAUCCUGUGCUCAUGUGUCAGGGUGUGGGGCAGCACCACCUGCAGCAGAUGGAGUUUGUGCGGUCGACUCCUCCUCCUCCUCUGCCUCCGCUGCCGCCCCCCGAUGAAGCAGAGCAGCCGCCGAAGCCGCCGUUUGCUGACGAGGAAGAGGAAGAGGAGAUGCUGCUGAGAGAAGAGCUGCUCAAGUCCUUGGCCAGCAAGCGAGCUGUUAAAGCGGAGGACGCGUCCAGCAGCAGCGGACCACCCUCUCCCGCUCUCAGACCCGCGGCUCAGCCCAACACCAGGAGCAACCUCACAGCCGUCAGUCUCAACACCGUCAUCUCUCAUGCACGUGCACUCAAGUACAUACGGGGACAACCUGCCCCCAAAGCCCCGUUUGUGCUGCCGCGACACAAGACUGUGGUGGUGCGUCUGAACGCGUCUGACGACAGCGACUCUGACGGCGAGAGCUGCAGCCCGGCUCAGAGUGUGUUUGGAGGACUGGAGUCCAUGAUUAAAGAAGCUCGGAGGACAGUAGAGGCAGCCAAACCGAAGCAUUCAGUGUCAGAGAAGGAGAACAACCCAGUGAAGAGCGCAGAAGCACUUCCUGAUGCCAAGAAAAUGGAAUAUCGCCUGCUCCGAGACGACAUGGCCAGUCUGGAGAAGCAGAGAUCAGGCCGGCUGGAGUUGGUGGUGGGCGUCCCGUCUCCCGCGGGCUCGGACUCUGACCUGGACGUCCUGGGAAGAGCAGCAGAUCUGCAGGAGAAGUUGAAUCAGCACAAAACGCAGCUGUGUAAAGACGAGGCUCUGCUAAAGCAGCUCCUGCAACAGGAAAUGAAAAAAAAAGAGUCUCUGAAAGCGGCCGAGGGGAAGGUGAGCCGACUCAAAGAGCAGCUGCUGGCGUCAGAGAAGAUUGUGAGCGCCAACAGAGUGCUGCUGAAGAAGCUGCAGGAGCAGGUUCAGAGAGUUCAGCACCGCGUGAGCGUGAAGAAGCAGCAGUCGGUGAAGCUGGAGAGGGAUCUGGUUCAGGCGCAGGCCGCUGCAGCUCCUGCUGCGCUCAAACGCAACGCAUCUGCUGCCAUCUACUCCCCGGUGAAGGUGCGGCGCGUGGAUCGCCCAGAUGUGCAUUACGCAGAGCUCAUUGCGCAGAAGAUGCGCCUGCAGCAGCUGGAGACCGAGUACGCCCUCAAGAUUCAGAAACUCAAAGAAGCCCAGGCCUUACGGCAAGCUGAGCCGCGGCCCGCUGCCCCACAAAUGCCCAGCACGCUCUACCCAUUACCACAGCCCUCGCUUCAUGACCUGACCCAGGACAAGCUCGCCCUGUCCAGUGAGGACGUGGAGGGCGAGGAGGACGAGCAGCAGCAGCAGAUGCCAGCAUCAGUGACGCCCAGUAACCGCCGGCGGUCGUUCCGAGAGUCGGGCUCCUUCACCAAACCCAAACUGUGCCACCUGGAGACGCCCGCUGCUUCACCCAUGCCCGUCAAGCAGGCCAAAGCGUCGUCCUGCAGCGCAGCCGGUCUGCCAGAGCUGCUGCUGGGGCUGAACGCGGAGGACCUGCGGCAGCGCUACCAGCUGUGUGCCGGGCUCCCUGAGCUCCUGCAGGAGGAGACGCGCUCACUCAGCAGGACUCCCGGGAAGGUCGUGCAGGUGGACUUUGAUCCAAUGGCAGCUCAUCAGAGCCGAGUGGAGACAAAACCAGAAGCGUUUGGACCAUAUCACAGUCCUUUACUAGUCUUCAAAUCAUACAGGUUCAGCCCGUAUUACCGGACCAAAGAGAAGCUUUCACUCCGCUCCGUCACCUACAGCAACCUCAUCGAGCCAAAGAAGCGUUUCUGUCGCUUUGAUCUGACCGGCACGUGUAACGAUGACGACUGCUCAUGGCAGCACAUGAGGGACUGCACCCUCACAGAGGGCCAGCUGUUUCAGGACAUCCUGUCCUACAGCCUGCCUCUGAUUGGCUGCGCGGACACCAGCAGCACUGGUGACAUCAGCAGUGCCACAGAGAAAUAUAUGAAGAAGCUGUUUGGGCCCAAUAAGGACCGGAUGGGGACGGACCAGAAGGCCGUUCUGCUUGUGAGCAAAGUCAACGAGAGAUUGAAACACAUUCCUCCCUUCACCACACACAAAUCCCAGAGGAAGUGGAGACCUGAAGCGCAGAAAGUGAAAACGCACGUUCAGGAAGAUGAAGAGCUCCACCCGGUGGACGUGACUGUUCCCGUCUGUCACAACGGGCGCGUCCAGGAGCGCUGGUCGUCGGCCGAUGUCUGCGUCACGCAGGACGAUAAGAGGUACUUCGACAGCGAGACGGAUGACAUCAGUAACCUGGAGACCAGUGUGCUGGAGAGUCCCCACGACGUGCAGCUGUGGAUCAAACUGGCCUUCAAAUACCUCAACCAGAGAGACACGUGAUCGGUGGCAGAGUGUCUGGACGCGGCGCUGAACACGCUGUCCCGUGCGCUGGAGGACAACCGCGAGGACGCUGAGGUGUGGUGUCACUAUAUCACACUCUUCUCUCGGCCUGCCAGCAAACAGAGAAGAUUCACAAGAUAUGUGAGAUAUCUCUGCGUCUGAGCAGCUGAAGAGCUGUGGUUUUUGUCUGUCUUUCAGUACAUGAGCGUUGAGAGUGGUUUCGAGGGUAAGGAUUACGUGUGUGGUCGUCUGAUUUCACACCUGCUGGAGGCGUCACAUGACGUCAGACCGGAUGUGCAGUCGUUCCAGCUGCUGGAGUCAGUGCUGUUCAGAGUUCAGCUCAGUGUGUUCACCGGCCGUCAGCACAACGCUCUCAGCAUUCUCAAGAGUGCGCUGCACUCGGGCUCUGAACCGAGCGUUGCGGAUCAUCUGACUGUGGCGGACCGUUGUCUGAUGUGGCUGUCUUAUAUCCACCUGACUGAGUUCAGACGUCUACCGGCGUGUCUGUACGACCCCGCCAACUCCAACCCGUCCAGAAUCACCUGCACAGAUCCCUUCCUCAUUCCCUGGAGAACCGCCCAAGAUCUCCGUACACCCGCUGACGACAUCAUCAGCCUCUUCAGAGAUGCUGUGUGUAGCUGCUCGGAUGAGCGUUUGUCUUCCAGUGAGCAGAUUCAGGCCUGUUUCCCUCUGCACUCAAACCUCAUUCAUCUGUACAGGGCGCUGGACAGAUGUCCAGAAGCUCUUGCGCUGUGUGAGAGUCUGCUGGCUGUGUCCCCGCUGUACUGCCCUCUGCUGGAGGUCACCGCUGAGCUGCACAUGUCCUCGGGACACACAGAUAAAGCUGAGGAGCUGUGGAGACGCGCUCAUUCUGACAGCCCCAGCAGCACUCGUGUCUUCCACCAGCUCUGCAAGUGUUUGCUCGCUCAGGGGAACGUCAGUGUUAUGGAAGAGCUCUUUGACAAGUUCAUGCACUCUUUCUGUGAAUCUGUGCAAGAUCAGCUCAAGUCGCUGGAUGUGUUACGCCAUAUUCUUGGUGUUCCCACUCAAGACUUGCUGAGAGUCCCAGCUCUCAAAGAUGAUGUUCAGGAUGAGAUCCGAGCUCAGCUGCCGUACCUGCAUCUCCUGCACUGUUUCUGGCAGUCUACCUAUGGUGUUGUGAGAGAGGCCAUUGAUGCAUUUGAGAAAGCCUUGGGAACGGUUACAAAGUUGGACUUAAUUCACACCCUCUGGCUAGACUAUCUGUCCUUCGCCAGCAGUAAGAUGUUGGCGCCGCAGCCGAAUGUUCGCGAGCUGAAGAUGUUUACGGGUCUGGUGCACCGCUGUCUGGAGACUGUGCCGAGCAGACUCACCCUGCCCUUCAGCUCCUCACAGUACUGGAGCUGCUUCAGCUUCCAUAACAAGGUCAUAUCCUUCUAUGUGGGAUGCUUCCCUCAAUCCCAACAUUCCCUUAUCCUGGAAAGACUUCAACAUAUCAUGCCAACCAAUACUGAACUGGCCAUAAGGUUGCUGCAGCAAGAAUGGCAGGAUGGCAAUGUUGAACAUUUUAAAUUGCAAAGCAGAAUGUUGUGCUGUAGCGUCCCAACCUGUCUGGCCAUCUGGAAAAUAGCUAUUGCUGUUGAGAAGGAGCAAAGGCAAAGAGCAGAGGUCCAGCGGCUGUAUCAGCAGGCGCUCCAGAAACUGCCUCUGUCUGCUGCUCUCUGGAAAGAUUGUUUGCUUUUUGAGGCUGCUGAAGGAGGUAAAACUGACACACUGAAAAAAAUAAUUGACAAGUGCCAAGAGGUGGGAGUGAGUCUAAAUGAGCCGCUAGGGUUAGAGCCCAGCCAAAGCCAGUGACACGAGCAGCACAUUCCCAGAACAAGAGUACAUGCUUCCAUUAGAGCACCAAACCUCCACAGAUAUGCAGACACGCAUCUUAGCUUAGACCUGAGUCAGUAUUAUGAGCAGAAACCCAGUGAAGACACAAUGAGCUACCCAUAAUCCAGUAUGUGGGCCUCUUUUAUCAUCAUGUACGUAAGUAUGAAUCUGUUGAUGAUGCCUGUUGCUUCCUGUUGUUUUUGAUUUGCGUGUUCUCAUUUGUACACUAACUUUUUUAAUUUGAUUUUUAUUUUUCUUUAACGUUGCGUCAUAGUUGUUGACGCACUGUGACUGUUUUUAAGGUGGCUUGCUUUCUUCUUCUAAUUAUACAUCAGUUUAUUUUGUUUCUCAUGGUGUCUCAACCGUGUCUCGUGAAGAAUGACAUUAACUCAGCUUGAGAGUUUAAGGGCUCAGCACCAAGGUGUUUUUUUUUUUCUUCUUCUUUUUUUUCUUCCCUUUUUUUCUUUUUUUUUUUUUCUUCUUCUUUUUUUUCUUCCCUUUUUUUCUUUUUUUUUUCUACUCCCUCUCCAACCAUGGAUUGAAAUGGCUGUUAUUGGAAGUAUUCUGUUUGGCUCACCAGUGUCAGAGUAUUGAUGGAAACUUCUCCAUAGACUGCCAAAUCUCGCCGACACUCAAUAUGUCUGUAGUCGUGGACUGCGCCAAAAGACAUCAUUAAACUGCUCAUGUAAUAUUGUUUCUCCACAAAUUAAAAAAAAAUCCAUGUGUGUAUGUUUUGUGUGUGUGUGUGUGUGAGAGAGUAUGCACACACGCAUGCAUGUUGAUUAACGUAUUCUGCAGGAUUGAUAAUCUGACACCUGUUUUUUCUUUCAAUUUAUAAUUGAACAAUGUUUCUAUUAAAUUAUUUUGUACAGAAA
This is a messenger RNA of Cyprinus carpio (common carp), 6908 nucleotides long. It is a transcript of the gene zfc3h1, whose product is annotated as zinc finger C3H1 domain-containing protein. The record is from RefSeq and is a predicted model, not a curated record. Gene Ontology annotation, molecular function: protein binding. Gene Ontology annotation, cellular component: exosome (RNase complex); nucleus. Lineage: Eukaryota; Metazoa; Chordata; Actinopteri; Cypriniformes; Cyprinidae. Gene Ontology annotation, biological process: RNA processing. The transcript has 35 exons.